CAUUUUGUCAACACCCACCUUCUUGGAUUCUUCCUGGAAAGAACAUGCAUCACUCAUUUAUGACCCCCAGUUUUCACACCUACGCGCAUUCAUUUGGAAAACGAAAAGGUUAUAGAGAAAUUGCUUAGAAACCACCUGUAUUCUUCCCUGGAAUUUUGAUCUGUUUUUCUCCUUCAUUCUCAUAUUCUUAUUGUUUCUAGUUUCUUUAAGACGUAUUGAACGAUCGGUUUUCUGAUUUUAAACACUACAUCGAGAUAUAUUUUUCUUCUCAAACAUCGUCAUGUUGUCAUUACCUUCAACUUCCUCAUACAUUUCUAGAAAGAAAUAUGAUGUUUUCUUGAGUUUUAGAGGUGAAGAUACUCGCAAAAACUUCACCGAUCAUCUCUAUGCUGCUCUAAAGAGGAAUGGGAUCGUCACUUUCAGGGAUGACCCAAAGCUGGAGGCCGGAGAAGAGAUCGCAUCAGAACUCCUUAAAGCAAUUCAGCAGUCAUGGUGCUCGGUAAUCGUUUUUUCAGAAACUUAUGCCUUUUCAAGUUGGUGCUUGGAGGAGCUUGCUGAGAUUGUUAAACAACAUAACAACGACGGCCAUAAAGUGUUUCCAAUUUUUUACGAUGUUGAUCCAUCUGAUUUAAGAAAACAAAAAGGGAAAGUGGAAGAAGCCUUUGCCAGACAUAAAGAGAGAUACAAAGAAGAUAGUGAGAAGAUCCAAAGAUGGCGAAAUGCUUUAAUUCAAGUGGCUGCAAUCAAGGGAUGGCAUUUAAAUAACAGGCAUGAAUCAGAAUUUAUUAGAGAGAUUGUUCAGAAGAUAUCAGCAAAACUACGUCGGCCAGUUACUCGUAGUGACUUGGUUGGAAUUAGUGAACGCAUGGAAGAUUUAUAUUUGAAAAUAAAUAUAGGGGAAAAUGAUGUCCGCAUUAUAGGGAUUUGCGGAAUGGGUGGUAUCGGUAAAACAACACUCGCAAGACUUGUUUACAAUCAAAUGUCACAUCAUUUUGAAAGUAAAAGCUUUAUUGCUGAUAUUCGAGAAGUUUCAGACAAAUGUGGAUUAGUUUCUUUACAAAAACAACUUCUUUCAGAGAUCUUUCAUGAUGAAUGCUUUAACUUUUUCAAUGUUCAUGAAGGGAGUGACAUAAUUAGUCAUAUGUUGUCUCGCAAAAAGGUUCUUGUUGUUCUUGAUGAUGUUGAUAACAUACAACACUUAAAAUGCUUGGUUGGAAGGCAUGAUUGGUUUGGAUUAGGGAGUAGAAUCAUUGUAACGACAAGAGACGAACAUUUACUUCAGUCUUGCCAAAUUGAUGAUGUGUAUAAGCCCACAACAUUGAAUCUCGAAGAUGCACUUCAACUUUUCAAUUUGAAAGCUUUCAAGAGUGAUACAAUGCCGAAAGAUGAUUUCAUUGAACUUUCUAAUCAAGUUGUAAAUUAUGCUGAUGGGCUCCCUUUAGCUCUAGAAGUUUUUGGUUCCUUUUUGUGCGGUAGAGAUGCGACUCAAUGGAGAAGUGCAAUUGAAAGACUUAAAAGAGAUUCUAGUAAAGAAAUUCUCAAUAAACUUCGAAUUAGUUUUGAUGGGCUGGAAGAAAGAGAGAAGAAUAUAUUUUUAGAUAUAGCAUGCUUCUUCAAUGGGGAGAAGAAAGAUUUUGUAAUGAAAAUAUUGGAGGGUUGUGAGUUUUUUCCAGAUAUUGGAAUUGAUAUUCUCGUUAAGAAAUCUCUCAUAAAAGUUGAUAUUAACAACCAAUGUUUGUGGAUGCAUGCCUUGUUGCAAGAAAUGGGAAGAAAAAUUGUUCAAGAAAAAUGUGUUGAUGAACCUGGAAAACGUUGUAGAUUGUGGGAGGAAAUAGAUAUUCAUCAUAUUCUAACAAAAAAUACGGUAAGUCAUUCAACAAAAAAUACAUUCAUUUUUGUUUUGCUCAUGAUUAUUAGGGAAUCGAGCUGGAUGCUCAAUUUGAGUGCCGAUAUUUUCUUAAAGAUGAAAAAAUUGAGAUUGCUCAAAGUACUUUGCCUAUCAAAUUGUGAUAAUCUCAAAUAUCUUUCUAAUGAGUUACGACUUUUAGAUUGGAAAGGAUGUCCUUUAAGAUCGUUACCUUCAAACUUUCAACCGGAUAAUCUUGUCGCACUUCUCUUACCAUAUAGUUGCAUUGAACAAUUAUGGAAGGGAAAUAGAGUAAGAAUUAACUCAUCUCAUCCUAGUGUUUUAGCUUAUAAAACAAAAAUGAGCAUUAUAUUGUUUUCUCUUUUCUCUCUAAUUUAUUAUUUUCUUCAACAGCCCUUGAAUAAGUUGAAAAUGAUGAACCUCGAAGGGUCCCAAAACUUGAUCAAGACACCAGACUUCACAACAGCACUAAAUCUUGAAGUUUUGAUUUUGGAAGGUUGUACCAAAUUAGUGGAUGUUCAUCCUUCAAUUGGAGUGCUUAAGAGCCUUAAACUUUUGAAUUUAAGAGAUUGCAAAAGUCUUAGGACUCUUCCGACCAAAAUCGGAAUGGAAUCUCUUGAAACAUUAAUUCUUUCGGGUUGCUCAAGUCUUAUAAGGUUUCCGGAGAUUGAUGGGAAAAUGGAACGUCUAAAAACUCUAAACCUUUCUGGUUGUUAUAGAGUUGAAAGUUUAUCGGACAAUUUGCAGCAAGCAAAGUUUUUGGAAGAGCUCGACUUGAGUGAAACAACCAUAACAGAGCCACCAUCAUUCAUUUUUAAAUUGAAAAAUAUUAAAAUUCUGUCUUUCAAUGGGUGCAAAGGACCAUCAUCAAAGUUACGACCAAAUUUGCCUUCUCUUUUCAAGGUAUUCCAAGGAAGAAGGACGAAUCCCAUGGCUCGGAUGUUACCUUUGUUGUCAGGUUUGAGUUCAUUAAGAGAGCUAAAACUAAGGGACUGCAAUCUUUGUGAAGGAGAUAUUCCUAGUGAUAUUUCUUGCCUAUCCUCCUUGACAGAUCUUGAUCUUAGUGGUAACAAUUUCAUCAGCAUACCUGCAUCUCUUACUGGACUCUCAAAGCUUGAGUCUCUUGAAUUGUCAAAUUGCAACAUGUGCACUCUUGGUGAAGCAGAUAUUCAUGGUCUAUCCUCUUUGAGAUAUCUUUAUCUUAGGGGUAACAAUUUCAUCACCAUUCCUUUGGCUCUUACUCAACUUUCCAGGCUUGACUCACUUCAAUUAUCAAGUUGCAUGAAGCUUAAAUCAUUGCCUGAGCUACCAACAAGUAUAAAAGAAAUGCGUAUAGAUGAUUGUGCUUCACUUAAAGUAGUUGCAAGUCUAUCAAAUGUAAGCAAUUUAGUGGAUUUGGAUUUCAUUAGAGCCAUUAACUGCUUCAAAUUGGCUGAGAAUAUCAAAGCAUUAACACUGCUGAAAAGACAUCUCAAGGGAUUUGCAAAUUCAAGAAAAAUGUUUGAAGUUAUUAUGCCAGGAAGUGAAAUCCCGGAAUGGUUUAGCCAACAAAAAAGUGACUCUUCAAUUAAGAUCCCCUUUCGGAAAGAUAGUGAAUGGAUUGGCGUUGCUUGUUGCUGCAUUUUUGUCAAUAAUGAUGCUUCAAGGGAUAACGAGGUUAUCGGUUGUGGAGCAUAUAUCUAUUGUAGAAAUUGUGAAAAAGCCAGCUGUAAUGGAACUAUUUUUCAAGGUAGAAACCAUCGAAGGGUUCAUUGGGGUGGCUGGCUGAUGGGUAAAGAAAUUAACCAGCCCGUAAUGAAAGAUCACCUUUUUCUUUGUUAUUGGUCACGCGAUGAAUUAUGUCCAUUUUCGGAGGAUAAAUAUGGUGACUGUGAAACCAAUAAUUUAUGGACAACAGAUUGCUUAGAUCAGAAAUGCGAUGAGCUUGAGGUGUCUUUCUCAGACUCAGAUUUUGAAGACAAUGCUAAGGUGAAGAAUUGUGGUGUUAGAAUAGUGUAUGGGAAAGAUUUGGAAGAAAUAAAACAGUUGCAGUGCCAUACGACUCAGUCUUGUCCCAGUUUUGAACACAUCCACCGAUACUCUGGUCACAAUGAUGGAUCAGUAGGUAGCACUUCUCGCACAAAACGAAAACAUAAUAUCUACGAGGAAACAGAGGAAGAAGGGCCGCAACCCAAACGAAUGCAAAAUUUUUUCAAUUUUAUGAUGGGCCAAUUAUAAACAAAGGAAGAAGGGUAACAUUUACUGUGGUAAACUACUUAACCUACCUUGUCCUAUUAACUUGUUUUUACACAUCUAUGUUGUUUAUAUCUUUUAUUUCAUUUAAAGUAAUCAUAUUAUAUUUAUUUUCA
Messenger RNA from Gossypium arboreum, 4215 nucleotides. Its product is annotated as disease resistance protein RPV1-like. Gene Ontology annotation, molecular function: ADP binding; protein binding. The coding region runs from base 281 to 4084 and encodes 1267 amino acids. The record is from RefSeq and is a predicted model, not a curated record. The transcript has 5 exons. Gene Ontology annotation, biological process: signal transduction; defense response. NCBI's taxonomy places the organism in Eukaryota, Viridiplantae, Streptophyta, Magnoliopsida, Malvales, Malvaceae.